Cladophialophora yegresii CBS 114405 is the source of this 2004-nucleotide messenger RNA. RefSeq names its product STE/STE7 protein kinase. Gene Ontology annotation, biological process: cellular hyperosmotic response; MAPK cascade; protein phosphorylation. Gene Ontology annotation, molecular function: MAP kinase kinase activity; ATP binding. The record is from RefSeq and is a predicted model, not a curated record. Lineage: Eukaryota; Fungi; Ascomycota; Eurotiomycetes; Chaetothyriales; Herpotrichiellaceae. The transcript has 2 exons. The coding region runs from base 1 to 2004 and encodes 667 amino acids.
AUGGACGACUCAUCACUACAGCCGUCCUCUCCCGAAAUCUCGAAAUCACCCGAAGAGUUGGACACAGAGUCUACUUCACCCACACCUCAAUCGCCGACCAGACCUCCAUCACUGAGUUCGCAGACCGCAGGAAUGGCGUCUUCGAUAAGUCCCUCCUCCGCCGCGCUGGGCCCAACCAACGCAGCUAGAAGACCCGGCCCACCACCAACUCGUGCGAGCGGGCUGAACUCAGAUAUACAAGCAAAAAUGAAGGCUUUCUCAUUGUCUCGGCAAGGUGCUCCAAGGGCGCCGGCAGGAGGCUUUACUGGCCAACAACCAGGUGGAGGCUUUGCUGGCGGCGCUUUGGCUGGAGGUCCUCCGUCCUCGCCCAAUUCUGCCGCUGCCAACCUCAGAUUACCCCCCGGCAUGCAGCGUCCUGGCCCGCCCAGUUUCGGUGCGUCACCGUCUGCCGGUGGCGGCAGUCCAAGAAUGAUGAGCCCGCGACCCGGUGCGCCCAUGGGCGGACUGGCCGCGAAGCGAGGGCUUAAGCCUGGAGGUAUGAAGCUAUCGGAUGCUCACAAACCUGCCCCUGCUGGUCAGGAGGAGGACAAGGAUCAGACAGGCUCACAGUUCAACAAAUUCUCUAACAUCAUCGACACGAAGACGGGCACCCUCAACUUCCAGAACAAGGCGGUCAUCCAUGGAAGUGGCAUUGAUUUCGCUGGUGGCAGUACAUUUUCGAUAUCGUUGGAUGAAGUUGAUACUCUUGCGGAGCUGGGCAAGGGCAAUUAUGGCACAGUUUUCAAGGUCAGGCACGCCCGCCCCAAGAUGAGGCGACCUGGUCUAGGGCUUCGAGGGAACAUGAUACGGCAAUCUUCGGCCUCGAUCGCCAAGGACGACGAGGACACGGACUCGCAGGCUGACACCAAAGGCACGAGCGGUCUUGUCAUGGCGAUGAAGGAAAUCCGGCUUGAGCUGGAAGACUCGAAAUUCGCUGCCAUCAUUAUGGAGCUGGACAUUCUCCACCGUUGCGUAUCACCUUUCAUCAUCGAUUUCUACGGCGCAUUUUUUCAAGAAGGGUCAGUAUACAUCUGUAUCGAAUACAUGGAUGGUGGCUCCAUCGACAAGCUGUACGGCGAUGGGGUUCCUGAAGGCGUUCUCAAGAAGAUCACGUUGUCUACGGUUAUGGGUCUCAAAUGCUUGAAAGACGAUCACAACAUCAUUCACCGCGACGUGAAACCAACCAACAUCCUGGUCAACACUCGUGGACAGGUCAAGAUCUGCGACUUUGGUGUCAGUGGAAAUCUUGUGGCUUCGAUAGCCAAGACCAAUAUCGGCUGUCAGAGUUACAUGGCUCCCGAACGAAUUUCAGGGGGUGGCAUGGCUCAAGUGGGAGCUGGUGGUGGCACAUACAGCGUGCAGUCCGAUAUCUGGUCACUCGGACUCACCAUCAUCGAAAUGGCACUUGGCCGAUACCCCUAUCCGCCCGAAACCUACGACAAUAUAUUCAGUCAGCUAAGUGCCAUUGUAGAUGGUGACCCCCCUGAUCUACCCGCUGAUCAGUUCUCCGAGGCUGCCAUUGACUUCGUUCGAGGUUGUCUCAACAAAAUCCCUAGGCUCAGGCCGAAUUAUGCAAUGCUUCUUCGACAUGCUUGGCUGGCACCGUUGUUGAAGCCACCCACGAUCACCGAGGACGAGGAAGGUGAACAAGCCGCAGAGGCAGGUCUUUCGUCAGUCUUUACGAACGGCUCGGCACCAGAUACAGCCGACAGGGAAGUGGCGGAGUGGGUCAAAGCAGCCCUCGAGAAGAAAGCCGCCGGCAAAUUGGCGUCGCAUAAGAAGCCCGCCCUCCACGAAGCUCCGCUGGAUGCUGUCCCUGGGAGCCCUCUCCUUACCCAUGAUGGGGCGGGGCCGCUAGCUUCAGACUCGAACGUCGCUGAUAUCAAGGCCAAUGUUGGUGUCAGGCUGGAGUCGCGCGACUUGCUAGCAGCAAAGGUGCAGGGUGUAGACUUUGCUUCCUCAUGA